Messenger RNA from Cryptomeria japonica (Japanese cedar), 1696 nucleotides. RefSeq names its product peroxisomal adenine nucleotide carrier 1. The transcript is spliced from 5 exons. Gene Ontology annotation, biological process: ADP transport; transmembrane transport; ATP transport. Gene Ontology annotation, molecular function: ADP transmembrane transporter activity; ATP transmembrane transporter activity. Gene Ontology annotation, cellular component: peroxisomal membrane. The coding region runs from base 435 to 1418 and encodes 327 amino acids. The record is from RefSeq and is a predicted model, not a curated record. Lineage: Eukaryota; Viridiplantae; Streptophyta; Pinopsida; Cupressales; Cupressaceae.
CACUAAAUUAGAUUACCAUUAAAAUUCAUUGGAAUACCAGAUUCAUUGAUUCCCGUCAAUGCUAUAAGGGCGGCUAGCUCGUGUAUAAAGACUGAAUUUUGUAACUGAUAGGUGAGAGGUGAUCUCAUCACGUGUCAGAGUAUACCAAAGUGUUACGCCUGAUAUAGAAACAAUUAUUUUGAUCCCAAUUCUAGGCUUAUAGUGUCAAAUUUAUAAUUUUUUCUGAUUCUUCUGCUAACGGAAUCUGCGUCCAACUCAGCGAAGGGAUCGAUUUUAAAACUAACAUAAUUAUCCAUAUCCAGUUCUCUUCUCCUGUGUAAUUGGGUCUGUCUAUUUGAUUUUGUAGACCCAAUCGAUAGACUAUUUCUUCCGGACAGAUACCAGAUUUUUCUGUUGUUUUGAGUUGGGUGGAUCAGAGGAAGACUUUUUAUGCAAUGGGUGGGGAGUUUGAAUCUUUGGUAGAGGCCGCAUCAGGCGCUGCAGGAGGGCUCCUCAGUACCACCAUAUUGUAUCCAUUGGAUACAUGCAAGACCAAGUAUCAGGCAGAAGUUCAGGCUGGGGGUCGCCAAAAAUACAGAAAUCUAUCUGAUGUAUUGUUGGAGGCAAUUUCAACACGGCAAAUUCAUUCAUUGUACCAGGGGCUUGGCACAAAGAAUUUGCAAUCAGUUAUAUCUCAAUUUAUUUACUUUUACAGUUAUAGUUAUUUUAAAAGAUUAUAUUUGAAUAGAAGCAAAAAGAAGUACAUGGAGACAAAAGCAAAUCUGGUUAUAGCUGCAGCUGCUGGAGCUUGCACAGCACUGAUUACUCAGCCACUGGACACAGCAUCAGCUCGGAUGCAGACUAGUGAAUUUGGGAAAUCUAAGGGCCUUUGGCAGACUCUUACUGAGGGCUCUUGGGGAAAGGCAUUUGAUGGUGUUGGUGUUUCUCUGCUUCUCACAUCUAAUCCUGCCAUACAGUACACAGUUUUUGAGCAGUUGAAACGAAGGUUAUUGGUGAAACAAAAAAGAAAUCAAACUGAUUCAGUUACAGCUGACUCUUCUCCUGUUGUCAUCUCAGCUUUUGCUGCCUUCUUAUUAGGUGCACUUUCAAAGACAGUAGCAACAAUUGUGACAUAUCCGGCAAUAAGAUGCAAGGUUAUGAUUCAACGUGCUGAAACUGAUGAUGAAAAUAAACUCAAAAUGAAUGGAGUGAUUCAAGAAAAACAACCUAAACAAGUAGUGGAUGCAUUGAGAAUCAUUUGGCAAAAUGAGGGCCCUUUAGGUUUCUACAAAGGAUUAUCUGCCCAAAUUUUGAAGACAGUCCUGAGUGCAGCUUUAUUAUUGAUGAUCAAAGAGAAAACUUCUCGCAGCACUUGGGUUUUGAUGGUUGGACUCAGAAGAUAUAUUUUAGAUGUAAAAAAGAGAAUUAAGCAGACAUGAUUAUGCUGUAUUGGAAAAGUAGUAGUAAACAGCUAAAGACAUUUACCUCUGACAAUUCAUGUCAAGUUCAGAUACUGUCCUAUCCUGAAGUAUUGGGGGACAAAACCAAAAGCAGUCUUGACUAAACUUAUGUUGUAUAAACAUCUCUGCCAUCUGAAGGCUUGUGGAAUUUCAUUCAUAACUUAAUAAAUUGAUUGUGAUGCAACAUAAGUUCUGUAUUGUAAAAUUUGAAAAUUUUAGCUAUUUAUAGAUUGGAGCCGUCUGUUUAGUUUUUUGAA